Molecule: messenger RNA, 648 nt
Organism: Parnassius mnemosyne (clouded apollo)
Lineage: Eukaryota; Metazoa; Arthropoda; Insecta; Lepidoptera; Papilionidae
Source: the annotation of a GenBank genome assembly
AUGGGUACUCAGAAAACACGAACAACUUCUAACCACCCACAAUCUGAUGGAAUGGUAGAAAGAUUUAAUCAGACUUUGGAGAGGUACCUAGCAAAAGUUGUGGAAAAACGGCAACGAGACUGGGACAGGCACAUACAACCGUUUUUGUUGUCAUAUCGAAGCGCUGUUCACGAAAGUACAUCAGUGACACCAGCUUUCGCAAACUUUGGGAGAGAAUUGCGGCUGCCUGCAGACCUGAUCACCGGAAUACCACCUGAUGCCCCACGCAGUAUAACCGAUUAUGCAAAUGACUUGCGGAACAAAAUGAAUGACAUUUAUGAGCACGUCAGACAGACGGGCCGGCAAACGUCUGAGAAGAUGAAAACACGGUAUGACCGCAAAAUGAACAACAAGGGCUUUGAUGAAGGUUCACUAGUGUGGUUACAUAAUCCAGUUCGCAGCAAAGGGAAAUCUCCUAAGCUUCAAGCUAAAUGGGACGGACCGUACCGGAUUGUGACAAGGAUCAAUGACGUAACCUACCGGAUACAGAAAGGUGCCAGAGGUACUCCUAAGAUUGUCCAUGUGGAUCGACUGACGCGUUAUUAUGGGGCCAAUAAUGCUCGGGACGAGCAUGUCUUAGGAGGGGGCAGUGUUACGCGCCACUAUUAA